Molecule: messenger RNA, 1017 nt
Organism: Aspergillus aculeatinus CBS 121060
Lineage: Eukaryota; Fungi; Ascomycota; Eurotiomycetes; Eurotiales; Aspergillaceae
Product: alcohol dehydrogenase
Exons: 4
Coding region: 1-1017 (338 amino acids)
Molecular function (GO): oxidoreductase activity
Source: RefSeq, a predicted model, not a curated record
AUGGGUUCUCAGAGUAUGAAAGCCCUCAGGCUUGUGCAGCUAGAAGAUAUCUCGAUCCCAACUAUCAGCGAUCACCAACUCCUGGUCAAAGUCGGGGCCGCCGGCUUCUGCCACAAAGAUCACCAGAUCUACAAUGGGGUCUACAAUUCCCCCUUGCCAGUGACUCCGGCCCAUGAGCCCGCGGGAACUAUAGUGGCGGUCGGACAGAAUGUGACAGGCAGCUGGAAGCCUGGCCAGCGGAUCGGGAUGCUGAAUUUCCGGGGCGCGUGCCAUGCGUGCGUAGGCUGUGAAGUCGCGCGCGACCCCCUUCGGCCCAAUGAGCCGGACACACGGUUCUGCGAGAACAAGGAGAAUGCCGGCGUCAAUGCUGAUGGGGCGUUCGCGGAGUACAUCGUGGCCGACUCAGCCACUUCGGUGCUUUUGCCGGAUGAGGUGUCGUUUGAACAGGCUGCUCCUUUGAUGUGUGCUGGGGCUACCGUCUGGACAGGCCUCGCAGUGAUCGGCGUCGGCGGCCUAGGCUACCUCGCCCUGCAAUUUGCGGCGGGAUUAGGGCAUCCGACCGUUGCAAUCGACAACCGACCCGAAGGGCGGCAGCUGGCGAGUGAACUGCCGACUCACCUGAGACCUGGUAAAGUCGCGGACUACAAUAGUCUCAAGGCCACAAAGGAGGUAGUUGAGUUUGCAGGAGGAGGUGGACUGGCGGCUGUGCUGGUCUGCACCGACAGUGUGGACGCGACGGAAUGGAGCCUUAAGCUUCUCCGGCCUCACGGAGUCUGCGUGCCGCUGGGGCUUCCCGUGGAAGGAUUUUGGCUCUCAGCCUGUGACAUAAUAUUCAAGGAGCUGAUUGUUCGCGGGAGCUUGGUUGCGAACCAGCGCCUCUUGUCGGAUAUGAUGAACUUCGUCGCGGAGAAGGGGGUGCGAUCUCACGUACAGACGGUGAAGCUCGAGGAGGCCAUGGAUCUUCCAGACCGGUAUAUGGACCCUCAUCUGAAGGGACGGUUGGUCGUUGUUCCUUAG